Paramuricea clavata is the source of this 6807-nucleotide messenger RNA. Lineage: Eukaryota; Metazoa; Cnidaria; Anthozoa; Malacalcyonacea; Plexauridae. The record is from the annotation of a GenBank genome assembly.
CACCAAACUGCAGUAGAUCGCUUAUCGCUGGUAAAAAUUUUCAAGUCGAAUAAACUUCUACAGCCAAGGUAAGACAAUGAUUAUAUGUAAUGAAUGUUAAUUUCCUGAGAUUCUACCACAUUCAUGCAAGUAUACUACUAAUGCCACAAAGCUGACACCUCUUUUUAUAUUUUAUAUUUGAUAUUAACAAUUAUACAACGCAUGGAAACUAAACUAGGCCAAAAUGUUGUUCCCUUGGUUGUUUCUGCAAAAUUUAGUAUAUAUAGUCGAAAACUAACUUAAAUAGUAUAGAAAACGUAUAAGUACAAAGUUUCAAUUUCUUAAUCGUAAAUAUAAGCGCGAUUGCGCCUCGAAACAUAAGCGCGAUUACGCCGCACCUAGUAGGCAGGCGCCGCAUUUAAAUUUGUUAGCCCAAAAAGUUUUGAGUAAAAACCUCUACUAACUCAGUAACGAAAGAUCUCAACAUAGGUUGAUCCUUUGAUCGUAUACAUAUACCGUUGCAUAUCUUUCUCGCUGAACUGUACGUUUCCAGAUACCCGGAGUUAAUGGUACAGCCAUACUACUCUAUGUAACUUUAAUGAUUUAAUCAUGUGGUACACGCGAUAUAUACUAUAAAUACACUAGAAGAUAGCAUUUAUUAAUAGAAAAGUCCGAAGGCUUUGCUUUUUCGUAGAAAAUAUAUGUUAUUCUUGCAGUUUCAGUGUGUCCAAAAUCAAUUAGUGCCCGAACAAAUUCCGAGUACGUCAAAUAUGAAUGCAUGGACUUCCAAUUUUCUCUUCCUUCAGUCCAUAUCUUAGAUAUUUUCAAGAUUCAUUUCUUUGGAAACUGUUUUAUUAUAUUUUAUACUGUUGCCUUGUGUUUUAGCAUUCCUGUUGGUGUUUAAAUUGAUUGAACCGCAAUUUAAUUUAAUUUAGUUGAACCGCACUUUUUCCUUAGAGGCUUAGAGCUGCUUUAACCGUCAAUUAUAUAAUUGUAACUAGAUAGCUGCGAAUGGAUAUUUCAUGCAUGAGGGAAACACAAAAAAAAACAUGCGCGUGAGUUUUUAUAUCUCUAAUAUAUCUGAUACAAAAUUAUGCUGAUUUACAUAAGGCCACUCCAAAUAAGUGAUUGGCAGAAGAUCUAUUUGAUAAAAAUUUGGCCGGAUAUUUGUUUUCUUUGCUUAUCUAUUCCCUUUGGGGGUACGUUUUUCCCAUUAGGUAUUUUAUACUUAGUGGGGAUGUUGCGACCUAUUGAUCCCAAUUUAUUUUUGAAAAUAAAUUAGUCCAUAAAAUAGAUAUUAUAAUACAACUAUAGUAGAUUCAUAUAUGUCAGAUAACUGAGUAAUUAGAAACCUGUGAUUCAAUACCUCUCUUCAUUCAUCAAAAUAUCAUAUUAUUGUCCAUGACAAUACCACUAUCCACAAUUCAGUUUACGAAGACAUAAUCUAUACUACAGUAUAUCGUUGUUGAUAGUAGUCAUGCAUCAACGGCUCACUUCACCACUGUAAUCAAAGGAUUUACCCAGGGUUUAUGUUAAGAAAAAUUUAGAACUGCACAUAUAGGGAUCGGCUGCGAAAGCAACGUGUGUUUGACUGAGGGGAGGGGGCCGGGCUCAAAGGAUUUUUUUACCAGCAUAUAGGUGACAGAAUAAUGGUGUGGUUGGGUGGGAAGAAAGGCCAGACAAACUCGAUUUUGGGUGCAAUUUAAGAGCUAUGGGGGUGUUCCCCAAAAAAGUUUCAAAAUGGCUCUUUUCAUCAAAUCACAAUGCUUGAAGGUUUAUUUUAAUUAGAUGUAAUCACUCGCAGAGAGCUAGCUUGCGAGUUGGUUUUGCAAUGAGUGGAAAAGAGCCUUAAGUGCAUGUUUGUGCGGAAAAUAGGAGGGUCUGGGAUCCUCCCAGGGACGCCGGAACGAUAAUAGGGCAAAGGGGGGCGGACGCACACCAAGGGCACCUUUACCAAAAAAAUUUCGAUCAGUGUACCAUUUUAGGGGUCAAAAAUUUUUUUCUGGACAUACAAAAAUUUUCCGUGAAGCCAAAAAUUUUUCCGGAUAUCUUAAAUUUUCGCCAUUUCUUCAAAAUAUGUUUCUAAAUUCAAAAAAUUUCCCAAAAUUUUUAUAAAUAUAAACUAUAAAUUACCUGAAUCUCGUGAUUUUCCUACAAAAAGCAUCGUUGGAAAUGUGAUUUAUCACGUAUUAUUUUACAACUAAAAGGGCACUUCUGCCCCCCCUGCCCCCCCUAGCAAAAGGCAAGGGGGGCAGCCGCCCCCCCUGCCCCCCCAGUUCCGGCGUCCCUGGAUCCUCCCCCAGAAGACGUUUAUAUUUUGAUGCUCGUGAAUGACAGCAUUUCUGGAAUUUUCUGGAGCGUCCACAAGGGUAACGAGUAAAUGAGAAGAAUGUUUUAAGGUUAUAAUUCGUUGGUAACUACACAUUUGUGUUCUAAGAACUACACAAAUGGGUCUGCACAUUUUGUGUAGGACUGCAUGUUAAAAUAAACCCUGGAUUUAUCAGUCGUACUGGUUAUUGAAAUUAUUUCUUGAUAUUUUAGAAGUCAUUUCCCGAUCAUUAUGAAAGCAGGAAUACUUGCAGUCGUUGUACUGGUACAACUUAACAUAAUAAAUGUCCACGGUUGGUUUUGGAGCUGUAACCCAGGCAAAGAGGGUGAUGGCUGUUCAUUAUUUUGCCCAUGUGGUGGCGAUUUGACCUGCGAGGCAUGGUAUCAUAAAUGUCGUGCUCCAGGAAAGAAGGGUGAUUCGUGCCACGCGACCAAGCCUUGCGGUUCUGGCCUGACCUGCGAGGCGGGCAGUCAUAGAUGUCGUGGUCCAGGAAAAGAGGGUGAUUCGUGCCAUGCGACCAAGCCUUGUGGUUCUGGCCUGACUUGCGAGGCAUGGCAUCAUAAAUGUCGUGCUCCAGGAAGAGAGGGUGAUUCAUGCCACGCGACCAAGCCUUGUGGUUCUGGCCUGACUUGCGAGGCAUGGCAUCAUAAAUGUCGUGCUCCAGGAAGAGAGGGUGAUUCAUGCCACGCGACCAAGCCUUGUGGUUCUGGCCUGAAUUGCGAAUGGAUCAGACAUAAAUGUCGUGCACCUGGCAAGUUGGGUGAUUUAUGCCAUAUGCCGACCAGGCCUUGUGGGCCUACUUUGAGCUGUCAUCCUGGACUACCAAGGAGGUAGGUUAGUCAACGCAGACCAAUAUAUUAACAACUCAAAAAGCAUUUGAAAUAUUUUUUGCAAAAAUUCAAUACUGCUUUAUUAGUAAAUUCAGAGUCGUGUUGCAUGUGCGCCGAGGUUGAAUUAUAACAUGUAAGGCAUGUAGCUGAGACUGGCAAGAUUAGAAUAUGCAUAUGAAAGUAUUCAACUGUUCAAUCAUUAUUUGAAUAUAUAUGCAAAACUUUGCUCAGAAAAUAUGAGAAAUUAGAAAAUAUGAUCCUUCAAAUGUACCUUUCUUUAUCAGUUUUGCCUUACACAGAAUAUGCUAGAACAAAAACAAUUGGAAGGUAUUUCUAUUAUGGCUACAAGUCAAAACACAAAUUAUAAUUGAACAGUUCAAUGUUUUGAUAUGAUUAUAUUAUAUCAGCUGCAUGUUAUAAUUUAUCCCGCUGCGGAACGAGUAGUCGAGACCACUGAGCUAUGUUAUUAGCCCAGUGGUUGAGACAACCUUGUACCCAGGCUCUUUCCGGAGAGCAUAGUGGAAAGAGCCUGGGUACGAGGUUGUGGUUGAGACUCUGAACGCCAUUAUUGUGAUGACGUGAACUCCAUACGAAUUGUGGCAGACUCCAAUUUCACGAGUUUCGUGUAAAUAUUGAAAAAUUAGUUUAUAUUUUAAGCAACUUUUUGGAUGAUUGCUUAAUCGAUCGAAUAGAUUUAAUUAUUACCCAUUGUACUUCGCUGUCGUUUUCUCAUUAGCUAAAAGCCUAAUAUACGGGGUGUCCCGAAAAACCCAAAACUAUUGAAAUAACGUAUUGGUAGAAUUUGAAUGCCUCAGGACUCUGUUGAACCUACAAGUGCAUAAAAGCUUGACAUAAGUAAAUUUUAUGCAUAAAGAAGCUGUUUAAAAGAAAGAAUGUUUGUAAGAGAGAUUUACAGGGUGAGUAAAAAAAACUGAUACCUUCGCGGCUAAUUUGAAUAACAAAGGUGUCAGUUUUUUUUUACUCACCCUGUAUGUAAUACGCUGCAGCGUUAUUAAAAAUAAAAAGUCGUUGUUCUGUGGUGAGUGAACCAUUUUCGCCCGAACUGAUAAUACGACUAAUUUGUAAUUUUAAUUUGUCAUUUUGCCUUUAGAAUUUAAGAAACCGCCUUAAAUUCCCAAGAGUAGAUAAUCGUGCUCUUUACAAAGAUAGUAUACACUUAAUGUCUGCUCCCGAGGGAAAUAGUUAGUUUUGUUUUCCCGAGAGUCUCGGCAAUGUUUCCCGAGACGAAGUCGAGGGAAACAUUGAGAUUCGAGGGAAAACAAAACUAACUAUUUCCCGAGGGAACAGACAUUAAGUGUUUUGUUAUAUAGCGACGAACAAAAAUCAACUUCAACAACAUUCAUAUACAACAAUUGUUUUUCGCGGCAAAAACUCUAUAGAGUAAACGAGUUUAAAAUUAAAGAACCUACUUAAACGGUUUCGGCAGCAUAUCCUGUUUCCUGUUCUGUAUUUUUCUUCCCUUUUACAUUCUUUAUUUGAACACAAACUUGGAAAAUCGUAGUUUCUAAUUAUCGUAGUUGUGCCGCCAUUUUGUUUAUUUAUGCACGUGGCCGGUCGUGGCGGGCAACAAUUUUUCACUUGUUGCCCGGCGGGAAACAUUGCAUUUAUCUGAAGUCACAUGACCACAAAUCAGCCAAUCACGUUUGGUGUUCACGCUAGCUAUAUAACAAUUUAAUUUAUUAAUAGGUCAAUAUUUAUAUUAUAUGCACACUUGUCAAUAUUUUACGCCCCUUUGCGUUCAGCUUAGUGCCAGGGCAUUCAAAUUCUAACAAUACGUUGUUUCAAUAGUCAGUUGGGUAUUUUUGGGACACCCUGUAUAUGGGUAAUAUGCUAAUAUCCUCAUGUUUUGCACACGAAUAUAUUCUGUACAGUUGGCAUGUACAUUGAAAUGGAAUAUAAUUUAUUGAACACUUGAAUGGCAAUUUGCACAAAUACCAACAACCUCGUCCCCAGGCCCAAGCUCGGGAGGGCCGCCCGAGCUUGGGCCUGGGGAUGAGGAUGAAAUACUAGCCGAAAAACUCAAGCUAUACGAUUAUAUAGAUUUAAAAUAAUUAAAUUAGAUGAUAAUUAAAUAUGUAUAACAUUAGCUAUGAAUCACAUCAAUCGUCCUAUGUAAAAUAUCAAAGCAAUAAUUAUUAAAACUGGCUCAAAUGUUAAAAGUCUAAUUUAAAACAUCCGAUUUCCUAAUACAAUAUGGCAAGCGCCUGUCAUCAGCUAAAUCUUUAGUCCGAGAUUUGAACAAUGGGAUAUUCCAAGCGUUGUAGUCGGGUAAAGAUUUCAUCAUCUACCUAUACUAUCCAGCCUCGUGGUUGGGUGGUUAUAACAAUGAAAGACAAUAAAACUAUAGAAAUCGUCUUUCUAAAGAACGAGUCACGAACAAUGCUCAUUUUUUUUUUCGCAAAGCCAAUUGGCUUUCAGAAACAAAAGUGAUCAUUGUUCGUGACUCGAAUAUGUAGAAUUUCUUGAUUUCUUCUGGCAUUUUUUUUUUUGGGGGGGGGGGGAGUUUCUCCAAGUCUAAUAAACUAAUACAAUUGUAUCACUGUAGUUGACAAUGUCUUCCCCCUCCAAAACAUUCCACUUUCUGCCGCCCCUGAUGUUAAAUUAUUCAGAUAUAUCGACUGACGACCGAUUCCUUUUCAAUUCCUAGAUGUUAUCAUGAUCCGAGGGAGGAAGGUGAACCCUGUUGGGCAGGAGUACUUGGGAGUUAUGGAUGUAAAACGGGUCUGGUCUGUCGACUCCGGUUGAAUAAGCUAAUCUGUAUGCGAUAGGAGGCAAAGAUGUGGAACCAGACGAGAUUGCUUUUACUAUUUAGAUUACAUUGAUAUUGAUUGGAUUACAUAUCCACUAUGAUUGACUUUACCAGGCUUGCAAAUUACCAUUAUAUAUAACCUGAACCAUAAUUUAUUGAUGCAUUUAGAACUGGUAGAUAUUAGAGGUGUGCAUCGGAUCGGAUUGGAUAUUUAUCCAAUUGGCUAAAGUUUAAAAUCCAAUCCGAUCCGAUCCAAAAUGAUCUAAUCCGAAUCCGAUCCGAGUUUUGAUAAAGAAUUCCGAUCCGAUCCGAAGAACCUUUAAAUUUCGGCUCAUUCAAGUGGAAACAUUUAACCAAAUAAAUAUAAAAGCAAUAAAUACAUGUCAAGAAGCUGACAAAGUGACGUCCAAUUGAAGUAUAGUUAAAAAUAAAAUAGUUAAUUCAUUUUAUUUCGAAUAUCGAAGUCCGAUUCGAUUCAAUCAGACUAUACGAAACAACUCUAUCAAUCCGAUCCAAUCCAGAAUAUUUUUGUUCCGAAAUCCGAACAAAUCGGAUUCUGAUUCGGAUCGGAUUUGCACACUUCUAGCAGAUAUAUAGUCAGUCUUAGAUGCAUUGCAGUGGUUCUAACAUGACCAGCCGAAAUACAUCAUGAUAAUUUCUAAAAAAUAUGAAAAACGUUUAUUAAACCUACUUUGUCCAUUGUGCAACAGAUAUUAAUAAGUGUCCGACCAAUUUUUGUCUUGGCCGGACAUUUGUCCAAUUAUUUGCAGGCCUCCUAUACAAUGUUAUGAAUUUUGUGAAAUCGAAUACAGUGUUUAUUAAAAUUACAAUUUUCCGAUUAUGUUCAUUAUUUAUGCAAAAUGUUUAUCUUUUGUGCAACAUAAUUGAUCUCAGUCUGA